Messenger RNA from Capsicum annuum, 697 nucleotides. Its product is annotated as protein VAC14 homolog. The record is from RefSeq and is a predicted model, not a curated record. Gene Ontology annotation, biological process: positive regulation of kinase activity; phosphatidylinositol biosynthetic process. The transcript has 4 exons. The coding region runs from base 205 to 633 and encodes 142 amino acids. Gene Ontology annotation, cellular component: endosome membrane; PAS complex. NCBI's taxonomy places the organism in Eukaryota, Viridiplantae, Streptophyta, Magnoliopsida, Solanales, Solanaceae.
CAUGCAUGUAUAGCUGAAGACCCUCAACACUUCCGCCAGCUUGUUGUGUUCCUAGUUCAUAAUUUUCAGCUUGAUCACUCACUCCUGGAAAAACGUGGAGCUUUGAUAAUUCGUCGGCUGUGUGUCCUUCUAGAUGCUGAAAGAGUUUAUCGUGAACUGUCUAGCAUACUUGAAGGGGAAUCAGAUUUGGAUUUUGCAUCUAUCAUGGUUCAGGCCUUAAACUUGAUUCUGCUUACUGCAUCUGAAUUGUCUGACCUUCGAGAUCUUCUUAAACAAUCGCUGAUCAAUGCUGAUGGGAAGAACCUAUUUCUUUUCUUAUAUGCAUCAUGGUGCCAUUCUCCAAUGGCAAUAAUUAGCCUUUGCCUAUUAGCUCAGGCAUAUCCACAUGCAAGUUCUGUUAUCCAUCUGUUGGUUGAGGAAGACAUCAAUGUGAAGUUCCUAGUCCAACUGGAUAAGUUGAUCCACCUUCUGGAGACUCCAACCUUUGCUUACCUUAGGCUGCAGGUAUUUUGGGUUUGUCCUUUUAUCGAGUUGUUAAACCUUGAAAUGUGGUUUCCUUUUUAUUUUGUUAAGGUAGAUAAUUUUAUUAAUAUUGGGGACAGCUCCUGUAUGCAAAAGAUAUACCAAAAGUAGAGAAUUUACAUCAAAAACAUGAUUACAGCAAAUACACCCCAUCAGCUAUACAAAUAGGUAUCUC